GCACCUUGCAGUCUCUCACGUGAGAAGGCCCAAUACAGGUAGGGUGUUUGGGGUUUAAAAGUAAAGAGUCCCUAAGAGUCCACCCUUUCAAUUCCUGGUUUCAAGGACAUUAUAUCUGGUCAGACGAGGGAGGUGUCGCCAGGCCAAGAUCAAGAUGAAGCCGCUAUUACAGACGUUGCUCUUCACGCUGUUGCUGUCAGUGCUAGUUGACCCCCAGGCCCCCGACUUCCAGCUCCCAACCCCCAGGGUGAGGCAGGCGUUGGCGCUCGCCAACUACCUGAUGAGGAGGCCCGUGGGUGCCAGGAGUGUCAGGAGGGACUGCCGCCUCAUCCCCCAGUCAGAUCUUGACACCAUAUUUAAUGCCAUCAGACGCGCCAAGAGAGACACACGUCUCCGCCCCAACGUCCACGACUGCUUCGCCUUCCUUCACUCCCACCCUCAAGUCAACGCCGGCGCACACGGUGGGCCUGGAUUCUUGCCCUGGCACCGAGUCUUCGUGUUCCUGUACGAGAAGAUGCUACGAAUGUACGAGCCGACUGCCAGCAUGUGUUUCUGGGACAGCACCCUUGAACCCGACAACUCCGCGGAAUCAUCAACUUGGACAGAAGGUCUCUUCGGUAACGGUAACGGCCCGGUCACCACCGGCCCGGGUGCAGGAUGGACGACACCUGUUGGACGCCUGACCCGAAACGCAGGUCAGCGAGGAAGGCCAAUGAACAUGGCCGACAUCGAGAACAUCCUGUCGCAAGGAACCCUGGGAGAAGUCUCAUUCCCUAACGGCCAUGUCUCAUCCAACGUAGAAGAAGUCCACAACCACGUCCAUGUCCACGUUGGCGGCCACAUGGGUCAGAUUGAGACGGCUGCAUACGACCCCGUCUUCUGGUUUCACCAUACUUUCGUUGACUGUAUCUACGAGUGGUUCAGAGACGAACAGAAGAGCCGGGGUACCGUCAACAUUCAACGGGACUGGCCAAGAGACUGGGGCGAGAACUCCCAUGGUCCCUUCAGGCCAAUGAGAUUGGGAUCCCUGAGAAACAUCGACGGCCAGAACGACUUCUUUAGCACAAGAGUACUUGAGUGUCACCGUGUUCCUCGUUGCAGGACGAACGCUGACUGUGGACGUCACAUGACCUGCGAGCGUCGAUCUAGUAGAUGCACGAGCACAACGCGGGUAACUCAGAGCAACAACUUUUUCAAUGGCCUGAUGGGAAUGCUAGGUAAUAUUGGCAACGUCGGAAACUUGGGUAACCUUGGAAACGCGUUCGGCGGAAAUAUAGGAGGAUUUAACCAGAACAACGGCGCAGGUGCAAUGAAUGGAUUCAAUACCUUCAGAAACCCAAAUCAGUUUGGGGGUCCGCAACAGGGGAAUUUUGGGGGUCCGCAACAGGGGAAUUUUGGGGGUCCACAACAGGGGAAUUUCGGUGGCCCACUUGGCGGUCAGCGUAACUUUGGCGGACCACCCGGAGGUCCUCAAUUCGGUCUCCAAGGCAACGCUCAGUUCGGACCCCAAGGCAAUCAGUUCGGACGCCCUCAAGGCGGUAAUGGUUUCGGCGGAAUGGGCCCUGGGGGUCCCAUGCCUGGGGGUCCCAUGCCCGGGGGUCAGGGAGGAAACUUCGGUCGAGGUGGAGGUGGUGGAUUCGGCUUUGGUCAAUUUGGGAAAUAAUCUAUUGCUUCGUGGUCUCAUCUCUGUCAUAUUCGGCCUACUUUUAUUAUUACGACAGUUAAAAUUGACAAUACUAACCUUGAAAACAAUAAGCUGUGCGCAAAGAGUCAUUUUCGUGUUAUUUCGUAGUAAAUGUGUGAAUGUACAGUACCUUGGAAAUAAAUGCUCUCUGUUUUGA
Messenger RNA from Haliotis rufescens (red abalone), 1841 nucleotides. RefSeq names its product tyrosinase-like protein. The record is from RefSeq and is a predicted model, not a curated record. Gene Ontology annotation, molecular function: oxidoreductase activity. The coding region runs from base 155 to 1663 and encodes 502 amino acids. The transcript is spliced from 4 exons. Lineage: Eukaryota; Metazoa; Mollusca; Gastropoda; Lepetellida; Haliotidae.